AUCUGAAAGGUUAUGUCUUAUGCGAAACAGAGACGCGCCCGUCAAACCCAAGAAAUGAAAGUGAAAGCAGUACAAAAGAAAUUCAUGACUGAUGUGUAAAGACGAAUGAAACUUCCACUCUAUAUUUUCAACUAAAAUGUCAUUACGUGGGUUUGGCAAUAGUUAUCUGGAAUAUGAGGAGGAGGAAGAGGAGGAGGAGGAAGAGAACUAUGAGCAGAGCACGUCUAGUCAGUCUGCCUCAGCCAGGGGGAGCCACGUUGAGUGGCAGCUGUAUGAAGGAGAGAGAUGGCUUAGUAUUGGCAAUGACCAUGUGAUCGAGACCCACUACUGCCAGCCUGGGGCCAAAGGAAUGAACAUCUUCCCAUCACACAUGGGGCAGGUCUAUAUAGAUUUUGAUCAGAUUGAGGCUCAAAAUGCUGCCAUGAGGGUACGGCGACUCACGUUCCUACCUCAGGGUCAAAGUGAAGACAUCGGGUGGUAUUUCAAAGACAAUAUGAUAUGGCGUGAAUACGGUUCUUUGGGUCCAGGUCAGGGCUUGUCCUCAGUCAGUAGUGGUGAUGUGGAACGACAGUACAUCCUCAGACCUCAGGGGACCUUCCACUUCACUGUGGGGAGCACCAGCUACACCUUAGACUUCACAGCUAUGACACAGACCAAUUCAGCCACCCGGGUACAGAGAAACGUCCGGCGGCGUCCAAAGUUCAACUCCGUCGUCUCAGGGAAUGGCAGCUUGUCCAUUGCCCAAUCAGCCCCCACUGUAAUUGCCUCACCACCUCCCUCUGCUGGCUACACCUGGGAGUUCAUGGGUGAGGAGGGAGUGUGGAUAGAAUACCAGACUCCAAGUUGCUCACUGGAGAGUGCUGGGAUUGAGAGACGCUACCAGAAGAACCCUAAGGGACAGAUACGCUUCAAAGCUGGGAGAUAUUCCUACACCCUCGACUUCUCAGGUCCGACUGACUUAAAUACUGGUGUACCAUAACGUGACCUGUCUAGGAACACUCCUGAACGGUUCUGUGUCUCUUCCAGGCAUGUGAAAGACCAACGUUCGCACCGGGACCAAAAGAAUUGUGAGGAGAACUCAAUGUGAAGCUCAACAAACAAGCAGUGGAGGAUUGGGUUUUACGGUCCCGUUGGCAGUUUCAAGACGUGGAUGGAAGCUGGAAAGACUUUGCCAAAAGGAGCGACACCUGCAGUGUAUCCAGCCAGGACAUUGAAGCCCAGUACCAGCAGAACCCAAAUGGAACUAUGAACUUCACUACCAGGAGAUUCAGCUAUCAACUGGACUUCUCAGCCCUGACCCAAAGAAACCUGUCCACUCAGACCACCCGAUCUGUUCGACGCCUGAACUAAUCACUGCCCACGACACUGUCCUCUGUCAGGGGCAAAGUGCAAUACCCUGGCAGUGGAGGCUGGUGGGAGGAGCUAUAGAAGGACAGGCUCAUUGUAAUGGCUGGAACGGUAUCAAACACAAGGAAACGUUUCACUCCGUUUCUUUCAUUCCAUUCCAGCCAUUACAAUGAGCCCGUCCUCCUAUAGCUCCUCCCACCAGCCUCCACUGUACCUUGGGUGCAUCUCAAUUGUCUAAAGUGGCUUCCUCUCAAACCCAUUUCUUCAUGUGCACAGUGAAGACUGAGAUGGAACCCCUUCCAUUCCACUUCUUCCUAAAAAUGAAACUUGUUUACAUAUGUAUUCAUGUAUUUCCUGUUAUUUGUUCUGACAGUGUGCAUAUACUGAAAAACCAAUACUGUUAUUAGAAAAGUAGCUUCUGACAAUCUGCACAAUACUUUUUUUAAAAUGUGAUCUGUAGAAAGAACCCUCUCACUGCCAAUGGUACAAAAGGAACAAGCCUUUUGUACAUGUUCUAGCAUGUACAUUUUCUCAUUGUCUUCAGUUUGAAUAAAGGUGAUUUUCAAGUA
Molecule: messenger RNA, 1916 nt
Organism: Oncorhynchus keta (chum salmon)
Lineage: Eukaryota; Metazoa; Chordata; Actinopteri; Salmoniformes; Salmonidae
Product: protein mono-ADP-ribosyltransferase PARP12-like
Exons: 12
Coding region: 137-979 (280 amino acids)
Source: RefSeq, a predicted model, not a curated record